AUGGCCACAUCGGAAGAGCGAGACGUCUUUGAGGACGCUCUCAAUCUAGAAGACCGGUACUACUCGGAAGGAUACUCUCUGGGCGUCGCAGAUGGCUCCAAGUCGGGCCGCAUCGAAGGCCGUAUCUUUGGCCUCGAAAAAGGCUUUGAGAAAUUUGUGGAAAUGGGAAAGUUGAACGGGAGAGCUGCAGUGUGGGAGGCCAGACUCCCCGAAAAUCUCGCUCAGGACGGAGCAGAAACAGCUUUGGAGGAGAAGCUGCCGCCAAUUGGCCGAAGUGACAGACUUCAGAGGCAUAUCGAACGCCUAGCUGCUCUCUCUGACCCAGAUGACCUCUCAACUACGAAUGAAGAAGAUACUGUAUCUGAAUUUGACGACCGUCUGAAGGAUGCCAAGGCGAAAGCAAGAUUGAUCGACAGGAUAGCUGGAGAAGAGGAACCUUCUGUCAGCGUGAAUGAAGCUGGCCAGGAGGCCGCUAAAUCAGGCACCGAUCGGACCUUCAGAGUAAGGAGGACCCAGCCUUCAGGCGCGGGAAGAGGUGCGCACGAGAUGGAAGACUUUGCCGGUCUUCCAUCCAGAGGAAUAUGA
Molecule: messenger RNA, 585 nt
Organism: Lecanosticta acicola
Lineage: Eukaryota; Fungi; Ascomycota; Dothideomycetes; Mycosphaerellales; Mycosphaerellaceae
Source: the annotation of a GenBank genome assembly